Messenger RNA from Sesamum indicum (sesame), 518 nucleotides. RefSeq lists its product as uncharacterized. The record is from RefSeq and is a predicted model, not a curated record. Lineage: Eukaryota; Viridiplantae; Streptophyta; Magnoliopsida; Lamiales; Pedaliaceae.
ACAACAAUUUCUUGGCCUAGGGUUUUAAGCUUCUGUGGGAACUCGAGGAAAACCGCAAUACUCUGCAAACCUCUGGAAAUCGACAAUGGCGAAAAAUAGAAACAACAAGAAGAAAAACGGUUCGAGAGAAAUGGCGAUCGACGUCUCCGUCGCCGAUCAUUCGGUUGGGGACGAGUCUCAAGCCAUGGACACGUCUGAGACUAUAGCUUCUAGUGGUUCUGCUGGUGGAUCCCUGAGGAAGAUGAAAAAGGGAAGACCGAUGAAGAGAUCAAAGAAUGUGCGGAAGAUGAAGGCAGUAGCUAAAGCUAUAUCUCAAAGUGAGAAGUCAGUGGAGAAAAUUUCAAAAAGUGAAGGCAAGACGUUGAGAAGUAAAUUCGCCAAGAAUCUUUAUGAUUAAUUAUCUUGUGUAAUGAAUCUUACUCAUGGAGAAGCCUUGAGUAUAGUCUGUGCAAUAUUUCUUGUUGUUUGUUGGUAACUGGUUAUAAUAGUUUCAAAAGUUUAGUGGUAAUUCAGUUUCA